CCCGAUUGAGCUAAAUAUCUACGUUCCAAAGUGAUACUAAACGUUCGCCUAAGAACCCUUAAAUAAGGAUAAAGAUGUCUCUUCCAGCUCCUGCAUUAAUGUCAUCUCAGAUGAAUAUACGUCAGGAUAUAUUCCAGGAGCUUGUGAAAAACGAGUUGUUUCGGGUUUCCACUUUCCGAACAUUCCCAAAAGACAAUAAACCAUAUAUAAUUAGAUUAGCACAGGCAGGAUUCUAUAGUACAUGCAACGGUGAUGAGGUUGAAUGCCACAGUUGUUUGCUCAGAAUAUAUAACUGGAGUAGUGAUGAUGAUCCAAUGGAAAUCCAUCUGUCGUCAAGUCCUUCUUGUCAGUUUUUACGAAGGUCGUUAGGGUCACACCAACGAUGUAUAAACCAAACACAAUCUGACAAUUCAUUACAACUAAGAAAUGGAAAUCAAAACAACAUCAUUCCAGGGCAAAACUUAAAUCCUGGACUUGAACCACAGAAUCAGGGUAACAGUAACUCCAUCGAAUACGCAGCAGCUCUGUACGCAGAAAAUCAAAGAAUUAUAGACCGCCACUACUGUAUAAACUGUAAAGAACAGCUCCGCAGCGUUGUUUUCAUCAGUUGCCAAUACCCGCACCUUUUAGCUUGCAACGUCUGUGCCAUGCAUUAUGACAGAUGUCCCGUUUGCAACACAAUUAUCAAAGCCUUGUUGUAUCUGCCGCGGUGAAAUGUUCGUUCUAAAGUGUAAAAUAGAACCACAGAAUCAGGGUAACAUUAACUCCAUCGAAUACGCAGCAGCUCUGUACGCAGAAAAUCAAAGAAUUAUAGACCGCCACUACUGUAUAAACUGUAAAGAACAGCCCCGCAGCGUUGUUUUCAUCAGUUGCCAAUACCCGCACCUUUUAACUUGCAACGUCUGUGCCAUGCAUUAUGACAGAUGUCCCGUUUGCAACACAAUUAUCAAAGCCCUGUUGUAUCUGCCGCGGUGAAAUGUUCGUUUUAAAGUGUUAAAUAGGUAAGAAUUACGAUAGGAUCUGAAUUAUUCAUAUUAUUGAGGUAAUCAUUCUAUUUGAUAGAAAAAGGUACAUUGCAAUAAAUCUUUAAAAAAUCAUAUAAUCAAAUAUCAAUAAUGGUAUCAGUAUGUUUUAAGUAGGCUGUCUCCAAUUUUAUAUGCAUUAAUCACUGUUCUAACAUAGAGGACGCAAUAAUCAAAAAUUGUACUUUCUUAAGUAAAAUCUUGUUGUAGUAUAUAGAGGAUAUUGAAUGAGUGUAAGUUCAAUACUUAAUUUAUUGCACGAGUUGAAUAAAAUUAUAUUAUGCGAGCCUCUGGCGAGUCUCAACGAGUGCAAUAACUUACACGAAUUUAAUAUUAUAUUUAUCACAUACACAAAAUAAAGAUCGUUUGAAGUGAAAUAAGAGUCAUUUUUCAUUGACGCGCCUAUAGUAUAACGCUAACAUUUAGCGCGUCUUUACACUACGUUUGUCAAACUCCUCACAGUGAUUACUUCCCUUGGCAGAAUUGUAAUCAUUGCCUUCACAGACGUCACAUGGUGAUGAAAGUCACAUGACGUAACGUCGAAAUUCAAAUGUAAAUAUCGACCGUUACAUAGAAAAUCUAACGUCAUUUUUCUCUUUCUGUUUUACUUUUAACUUUUUGUACCUACGUCCGUUAUACUUUAUCAAAAAAUUAUCAAAAGUAUACAAAAUAAUGAAAAAUAAAUUAAAAAGCUAAAAAAUAUAAAUAUCCAAAUAUUGAUAUUUCAAUGUUUGUGAUGGCAGAGAUCUCUGUACCGAUAAGGGGAGAUCACUGCGUAGGAGAUUGUACGUUUGUAUAACGCUAAUGACGUCACGUCAAAAUAUAUGCACGGCCGUGCAAUACCAUAUUUACGGAGUCGCAAAAUCGGCACGAGUGUGUGAUAAAUUCACAUCACUUUAUCGUUGUUGCAUGGAUCGGUUAUUUAAAUAGCUACCGACGUCUGCAUUGUCAAAAUUUUAUUCAUUAAAAACAAGUAAUAUCAUUGACUGUUUUUUAAUUAGCAUGCUUUUCUAUCUUACAAGAAACGAAUUGUUAUAAAAUUGUCAUGUUCAUUUUUAUACUCUCUUUGUUGAAUCACAAAAAAUAACGUUUUUGAUAAAUAAACAAUGUAAAAAAAAGAAUAUUAUUUUUUAAAAGGUAAAAUACUUUUCUUAAAUUUUUGAAAUAUAAUGCUUUGUAACCCAACAACUAAACAAUGAUAUCACAACAUUUUUUAUUAUUAAUGUCUUACAUGUCCAUGAUUGCAUAAUGAUCCAUAUUUCGGACAUGUUAUUUAAAUUGCUUAAAAUAGCUCUUGAUAAACGCAU
Molecule: messenger RNA, 2329 nt
Organism: Ruditapes philippinarum (Manila clam)
Lineage: Eukaryota; Metazoa; Mollusca; Bivalvia; Venerida; Veneridae
Product: E3 ubiquitin-protein ligase XIAP-like
Exons: 3
Coding region: 75-713 (212 amino acids)
Source: RefSeq, a predicted model, not a curated record